CAUUUAGUCGGUAACAUUCAUAACAUCAUCAGAAAAAUAAGAAAAAUAUUUAUUGAAGAAAUCCAAAAUCAAAAUCAAAUCCAACAACAAUAACAUAUCACACAUCAUCACCACUACUACCUCCAUCGCCGCCCUUUCCUGACGUCAUUACCGCCGCCAUGGGUGCCCCUGGGAGUGACCCUCCUGUGGAAGAGAGAGAGAUUCAGAAGAAAGAAGAAGGAGAAGAAAGAGAAGGAAAGGGGAAUAAAGAAGAGGAAAAAGAAGAAGAAGAAGGGAAAGUGAGAGAUGUGGAGAAAGGAGAGAUGGGUUAUGCGGAGUCUGUAGAAGAAAAGGUGGUGGUGGAGAAAAAUGAUAAUAAUAUUCAUGGUGAUCAAAGAGGGUUUAAUGCGUCAAUGUUAAGAACAUUGAACCCAACAAACCCAUUAAGGAUUGCUAUCAAUGGUGGCCGUACGAGAGUUGCAGCUCCUACAAGAGUUGCAGCUUCUAGAUUUGCUACUCCUUCUCAGCCUCGCUCUACUCCAACACCAACCUCUCAAAUAUCACUAACAACAUUGAAUUCAAGAAGGUACACCAAUAAGACAUCUCUGUUUAUUUUUGUUCUUCAUAUGGUGGCGGCUGUUGCUCUAGUGGGUUUUCUUGUAUUCAAGGGAAUUCAAGGUCUAUUAGUGGCAUCAGAUUCUACUAAAAGAAAAGAGAAAAGGGUGUUACAGUAUUUUCUGCCACAAGUUGAAGCUGCAUCUCUUUUAAGCAUUACUCUUGCUUUUGCUUGGCAAAAGGCUGUCACGGUUUGGCCUCAAUUCAUGGUUCAUUUCAUACUAUGGAGCUCGUUCUUCAUGUCACUUUCAGUUGGAAUUCUCCUAAUUUGCUUCCAGAAGCCCCCCACCGAUGGAGUUGGAGUUUGCUUCAUUGCCUUCGCAAUUGGCAAUGGCUUAUAUGCUUGUUGGGUUAACCAGAGAAUUGGAUUUUGUACUAAGAUUUUGAUGAAAUCGCUGCAACCCGUUUCAAAGUUUCCAGAUUUGAAUCAACCCACUUAUUGGAUGCUUGGAGCUGGUUUCACAUGGAUGUCUCUGUGGAUUUUAGCUGUUGUUGGAGCCUUGAAUUUUUAUGUUCCUCCUUUAAUCAUCAUUGCAUUGGUGUUGAGCUUGGCCUGGACUACAGAAGUAAUGAGGAAUGUUGUUAAUCUAACAGUCAGUAGAGUGAUUGCUUUGUAUUAUCUCAGGGGAAUGCAACCUAGUACUCAAUUUUGCUUCCAGAGAGCCUUGACUAAGAAUCUUGGAAGUGCGUGUCUUGGUUCUUUAUUUGUGCCAGCUAUUGAAGCUUUGAGAAUUGUCGCCCGGGGUUUAAAUGUACUCGAGGGAGAAGAUGAGUUCAUGUUUUCAUGUGCACACUGCUGUCUUAGAGUUAUGGAGUCCAUCUUCAGAUAUGGAAAUGGCUGGGCAUAUGUGCAGGUAGCUGCAUAUGGAAAAGGCUUUGUGAAGGCAUCACAAGACACCUGGGGGCUCUUUGAGAGGCAAGAAAUGGAAUGCAUUGUCGACUCUGACAUGACCAGUGCUCUUUGCUUCCUCACCGGAGUCUGCAGUGGUUCUAUAUGUGUCAUUGUUGUUGCCGCUUGGACUGCCAAAGUGCACCUGCCAUUCACCGCCACCGUCUCCCUCCUCGCAUUCUUUGUGGGAUACCUCAUGUGUGAAAAUUUUGAUGUUUCAGACCCGGAUUGCAAUGGCAUUGCCUCAUGCCUGUGUGAGUUGCUACUAUGCUUGCUAUGCAGAAAACCCCGAGAACAGAUUGUUCGAUUCAACCAUCAAGGAUCAUCUCUCCUUGAUCAAAGCCAGUCGUGAUGUCAUCGUACCAACACCUCGAGUGCCUCAUCAAUUCAACACGUAAGAUCAAAGGCAUGUUCUUUCCUGUAAAUUUCCCAAAUGUUAAACCAACUUAAGUCCAAGCAAGCUAUCCAAAAUAGAUGAGGUGGAAAGACUGGUGGUGACAACAAAUUUUGAUAGUGAAAUAUCUGACUUUUUUCUUGUUUGUUGUUGAUAACGGAGGAAACGUGGAGCGCCCACUGAUUCCAACGAAAUAAGGCGACAAGGACAAAAGUGUCUUUUAAUGUAUCAUAUUUUCGCAUAUACUUUUGGCAUAUUCGAUGGAAUAAAAAAGCCCCACCAUUCAGUUA
Mangifera indica (mango) is the source of this 2167-nucleotide messenger RNA. Its product is annotated as protein PNS1. NCBI's taxonomy places the organism in Eukaryota, Viridiplantae, Streptophyta, Magnoliopsida, Sapindales, Anacardiaceae. The record is from RefSeq and is a predicted model, not a curated record. Bases 159 to 1835 code for a protein of 558 amino acids. The transcript has 5 exons. Gene Ontology annotation, biological process: transmembrane transport. Gene Ontology annotation, molecular function: transmembrane transporter activity. Gene Ontology annotation, cellular component: membrane.